Molecule: messenger RNA, 1191 nt
Organism: Aureobasidium melanogenum CBS 110374
Lineage: Eukaryota; Fungi; Ascomycota; Dothideomycetes; Dothideales; Saccotheciaceae
Exons: 3
Coding region: 1-1191 (396 amino acids)
Source: RefSeq, a predicted model, not a curated record
AUGGAUCAAGGCUAUGAGAGCCCCUUGUUUUGCCGCCACGACACACCCCCUCGCAGCGGCGUGCCGCCAGGUUAUGUGUCUAUACGCCCUCUGCUACUCCAGCGACAACAGUCGGAGUCAGACCAGCAAGAUCAAUACAGCGCAGAGUCAGGGGAGGAAGCAUUUCAAAGCUCCGGUCAGGCGAGACCUCCCAAUGAAGGAGGCCAAGGCAGAUCAAGCGCGCUCAUCGACUUUGACGAUGGAUUUGCAGAUCACGGCAACGACUCAGCCUCUGCAGCCACGGAGAGUGAUUAUGCGCAGUACACAUCUUUGCCGUCAUUCCUUGAUCAAGUAGCCACCCAGAGCUAUGACCUGAGAGAAAACGCUGCCUUUGGCGAGGGUCAAGUCUCGCCCGAUGACAGUCUCGCCGAGUCUCUUGAGCUCUCAGAUGGACGGUAUGAGCAGACUGUUGAAGCAGCUCAGCCUCAGCGUGGACCUGUCGGUGAUGAGAGUCCGCUCUUCUGCCGAGAUAAUACUCCGCCUCGCAGUGAUGUGCCUCGUAGUUAUCGAUCCUUGAGAUCGCUCAUGGGUACAAGAGCCCGCCGAAGUCAAUCUCCUGUGGCUCAAAAUAAUCCAGGUCUACGCGAAACGUCGCGUGGACUCGAGACGCAGCACCGUCAGUCAACCGGAGCUACACAGCUACUCAGCAGUCUUCCUUUAACCCACUGGCACCUUUCCAGACUACUCCCUCGCGACCUCAGCCACGCCAACGCCCAAUUCCAGCCUCGCCAACGACAUGCACUCAGUCUGCUGCUCAGCAGAGACCAAUCCUACCAUACGUCUUCCAGCCCUCAAGCGUACCACAAACCCCCAUGGAGUCCACCCUGGCCGUCCCUCUCAUCACUAAAGGAGAAGCAAGAUCAGGAACUGCUGUCUAUCCCAAACUAUCACCCGUCACCACCACGACCGCUGAGAGACUCUACACUCUCACUGAUGCCCAAGUGUAUUGGAACUCUCGCGGCAGACCUCAGUGCUUCAAGGUCGGCUGUGACAAUAAUCAGGGUAUUGGUUACAGUAGUGAGGUUAGCAGAGACGAACAUAUCACGAACACGAGGUAUCACAGUCAGAUCCCUCACCUUGGGUACGGGCAGAACAAGCGAGGUUAUCAAAAUGGAAGAGAAUAUCCACUGUUCAUGUCUCACAGGCUCAUGA